CAUUACCGACGACGAAGGUGGGGUGGGGGGUUUUGAGAUAAUGAACAUGACGACAAUGAUAAAGGCUUCUGUUUACACUCCGAAAGUUUCAUUCUUGUUGUAUAAUCGUCCCUCUCUGAUGAAUGUUUCAGUACAAGUAAUUUAUUUAGUUAAGAUAUAUAGCUUUUGUAUCUGCCUUUACCUGUCUUCUUUGUGUUUAGUUCAGAUUCCUUCCCGCCUUCAACAAGACACUGUUGGUCCUUUAAGGUUGAGCUCGGCCGUACUUCCCAUUCUCAAUAAACAACAUGUUGCUACAUGCGCGAGCUUCCAAUGUCGAUAUGCUAAAGACAAGACCACUGCACAGACUGAACCUGGUGAUGAUUCAAGAUUAUGGAUUCAUGCACUCAAGUGGCUAACUCGUUCCUGUUUUUGGAUAUCUUACUUCUGUUUGAUAUGGAUGCUUCCCAAGUACUUCAUUAUUACUUCAUUAGUUCUUCUUCUCACAGUUACCAUUGUUCGUGUAUCCAAAAAGACGGAACCAGAUAACGUUACAUUCGAUGAUUUGGUAGGUGUUGAGGGUCCCAAGGAUAUGUUACGAAAGUUGGUACGUGUACAUCAAGGGAAAGUUAAAUCGAGGGACUGUGAGAGGCAAGAGUAUUUUUCACGGUCAAUCAUCUACAUCAAAGAUGUAGAUGUCCUUGCAAGCCACAAAAGAAUUUUAGUCAAGCUUCACCGUGAGAUGGAGAAGUGCAGUGAGGAUGGAAAAGUGAUGGUUAUAGUCUCCACUAACAAACCCGAGACACAGCAUCCAGCUUUUAUGAGAUUACCUUACCUGAAAGUACACGUGGGUAAACCAAACACGGAUAGUAGGCGGACAAUUAUUGGUUUGCAUUUAAGGGAGUGUUUAAGGGAGGAAGACAAAGAAGCCAUCUGCAACCUUGUUGCUUCCGAAACCCCCGGCUUUGUUUGGGCUGAUCUUGAAAAGGCAACAAAGAAGGCUAUGAGACUUGCUAAUGCAAGAGGAGACAAUCAUGUGACAAUGGAGCUUGUUCUUCAAGCUGUUGGAGUGGUCAAGCCGUAUAUCUGCUGCGAUGAAAAUGAAGCAACUGUACAAGCUUAGGCUCAACAGAUGUGGAUCCUAUAGCAUUCGGAUAUAAGAACAAGCCAUGCCAUGGUUGAUUCAAUGGCAUUUAGAUUUCUAAGCGUUAUCUGUUUAAUAAUAUGCAAUUUUCUAGUAUUAUCAUCUUAACAUUUGGUUAGCCACUUGAUUAAUGUUAUUAUAUUGUAGCUCCCUGUUCCAUCAGGAGUAGGUAUGGGUUUAUCAGAAAGACUAUGUUCAAUCCUCUCGUAAUGUAUAAUAUAACUAAAAGUGGGGUGGGAUUUGGCACCUAUAAUCUCUCAUCUUGAGUUUAA
Molecule: messenger RNA, 1392 nt
Organism: Erigeron canadensis
Lineage: Eukaryota; Viridiplantae; Streptophyta; Magnoliopsida; Asterales; Asteraceae
Exons: 7
Coding region: 41-1099 (352 amino acids)
Molecular function (GO): ATP hydrolysis activity; ATP binding
Source: RefSeq, a predicted model, not a curated record